Messenger RNA from Ilyonectria robusta, 1760 nucleotides. Its product is annotated as Coproporphyrinogen III oxidase. The transcript is spliced from 2 exons. Gene Ontology annotation, molecular function: coproporphyrinogen oxidase activity. Lineage: Eukaryota; Fungi; Ascomycota; Sordariomycetes; Hypocreales; Nectriaceae. The record is from RefSeq and is a predicted model, not a curated record. The coding region runs from base 339 to 1577 and encodes 412 amino acids. Gene Ontology annotation, cellular component: mitochondrial intermembrane space; cytoplasm.
CCGAGGACGACAUCAAGAGCCGGGAGGUACGUACCAGGUACCAUGUACCGACGACCGACGUCAGCCGAUUUGUCCGAGCACCGCAAGCCCGACAUCCCAGCCAAGGACAGCGCGGUCCAGAAUCCCCAGUCCCAAGUGCCGCGCCAGGAAAGCCAAUUGCUGAACAUUCGAUUCUGACCAUCACACGAGUCAAUUCGGCCCUGACCGCUCCCCAACUGGUUGCGCAAGUGGCCUCAUGCACGUCGCAUAGCACCACCUUGCGACGAUCAGUCAGUUCCUGUGCCUCUCGGCCUAUACUCCCUGGUCCGGCCGGUCCUCGUCCCAGAUAUUUAGUCGCAAUGGCUGCCAGCCGGUAUGCCCAGCGCCUUACCGCGCAUCUCGGGUCUCCCUCUACACGCCUUACACGCCUCUCCCAGACCCAAUUGAAGUCUUACAGGCGCUGGUUGUCGAGUUCGACCACUUCCGGCUCCUCCAAGAGCGCUCCGCCCUUCAACCCUCUCCCUGUGUGGCUUGCCGCGGCUGCCGUAGCCGUCGCAGCCCCUCUGGCCUACAAGAUGGCUGAAAAUGACACCAUUGCCCUCGACGCGGCCAGUCUCGCCGACCGAGAUGCCCAGAAGAAGCGAGAGUCCGGUGUCGGCACCGAGUCGCCCAUGCGUCUCCGCAUGGAGAAGUUUAUCAAGGAGCAACAGAAGUUGAUCGUUGAGGGCCUCGAGCAAGCCGAUGGCAUGAAGUUCCGCAAGGAUGAGUGGGAGCGCCCCAAUGGCGGCGGCGGCAUUACCUGCGUCCUCCAGGAGGGCAAGGUCUUCGAGAAGGCUGGUGUCGGUGUCAGCGUUGUCUACGGCUCCCUACCCAAGCCUGCCAUUGAGAAGAUGCGUGCCAACCACAAGACCCUCGACCCCAAUGUCGAGUCUCUCGACUUCUUCGCCGCUGGUCUGAGCAUGGUGCUCCACCCUUACAAUCCCAUGGCCCCCACCGUCCACCUCAACUACCGAUACUUUGAGACGGCCAACCCCGACGGCACAUCGCAGGCCUGGUGGUUCGGCGGCGGCAGCGAUCUGACCCCGUCCUACCUCUUUGACGAAGAUGCCAUUCACUUCCACAAGACUCUCAAGGAUGCCUGCGACUCUCACGACAAGGAGUACUACCCUCGAUUCAAGAAGUGGUGCGAUGAGUACUUCUACAACAAGCACCGAGGUGAGUGCCGUGGCAUCGGCGGCAUCUUCUUUGAUGACCUCGACGAGAGCGAGCGCGAUCAGGAGAACACCUUUGCCUUCAUCCAGGACUGCCUCAAAUCCUUCCUGCCCUCAUACAUCCCCAUUCUCGAGAAGCGCAAGAACAUGCCUUACACUGAGGAGGAGAAGGACUGGCAGCAGAUCCGCCGCGGCAAGUACGUCGAGUUCAACUUGGUCCACGACCGUGGUACCGCCUUUGGUCUCAACACACCCGGAUCUCGCGUCGAGAGCAUCCUCAUGAGCCUGCCCCUGACGGCGAGCUGGAAGUACAUGCACGAGCCCGAACCCAAGAGCCGCGAGCAGCGUCUCGUGGAAGUGCUGAGGGACCCCAAGGAAUGGGUGUAAGCGAAUAUUUGGGCUAAUGUUGUACUGCCCACGCAUGAAGUCCAAGGUCACGAUAUCAGAUGGAGUGUAAAAUAUGAUGUGGUAUAAUAGAUGGAUGCCAGGGCUGUAUAAAUAAAAAUCACACAAGAAAGCGGGCGGCACGAAGGAUAGUAAAAUAAAAUAAAAUACCGUUAUAUCCACCAA